CUUGUCAACACAACAUGGCAGGAUUACAGAAGGGACACAGCUGCUCUUAAUAGGACACACAUUCAAGGAGAAACUGUAUGUGUUACGUGUGCGUUAGUGUUCAGGCUCCAAAAGCUGGGAUGUAUUCCUCUGGUUAACGCGGUGCUUGUCUCAUGUGAAGACUGAAGACAGAAUAAUGCACAAGCUCUCCAAGGCGCCGCUGGCCUUAAACGGACUCGGGCGGUGUUUUAUAACAGAAAAGCACGUAUCUGCUAUAAAUACCAUCAGGAGAGGGUUAGUGUGUUCAGAGCAUGGAGAUGAUUCUAGCAAGAAUGAGGUUUAUGAUAUCAUUAUAUCCGGGGGAGGGAUGGUUGGAUCUGCGAUGGCAUGUACCAUAGGCAUGGACCCCAACUUGGCAGGCAAGAAGGUUCUGCUUCUUGAGGCAGGGAACAAAAAAGCCAUGCAGAAGGUGCCUGACUCCUACAGCACCAGGGUCAGCUCCAUCAGCCCCGGCUCUGCCACCCUCCUCAGUGGGAUUGGAGCUUGGGAGCACAUCACAAAAAUGAGAUGCAAACCCUAUAAAAGAAUGCAGGUUUGGGAUGCUUGCUCUGAUGCCCUGAUCACGUUCGAUAAGGAGAACCUGCAGGACGAGAUGGCAUACAUUGUGGAGAAUGACAUCGUUGUGGCUGCAAUCACCAAGCAGCUGGACACUCUGACCGAUAACGUGCAAGUUAAGUACAGAUCUAAGGUGGUGAAAUACGCAUGGCCCAGGCCUCACCAUGCAGCAGAAGUUAUCCCAUGGGUGAAGGUCACAUUGGCUAACGGGGAGACUCUCCAGACAAAGCUGCUGAUCGGUGCUGAUGGACCAAACUCAAUGGUGAGAAAGGAAUUGGGGAUACCCACUGUCAAGUGGAAUUAUGAUCAAUCUGCUGUGGUUGCAGUGCUGCACCUAUCAGAGCCCACAGAGAACAAUGUCGCAUGGCAAAGGUUCCUUCCAACUGGACCCAUUGCAAUGUUACCGCUGUCAGACACAGAGAGUUCCCUGGUGUGGUCAACAGGUCAUCGCCUCGCGGAGGAGCUGCUGGAACUGGACGAGGAGAGCUUUGUUGAUGCCAUCAACUCUGCCUUUUGGAGUAAUGAGAACCAGUCGGAGCUAAUCGACACAGCCGGCUCUCUAUUCCGGGGUGCCCUGUCAGCCAUCAUGCCGUCUGCAGGUUCACCUCGACAGCUUCCACCAAGUGUGGCGGGGAUCGGCCAGAAGAGCCGGGUCAUGUUCCCACUGGGCAUGGGCCACGCGUCAGAGUACAUCAGACACAGAGUGGCACUGAUUGGGGAUGCGGCCCAUCGUGUCCAUCCACUGGCUGGUCAGGGAGCCAACCUUGGAUUUGGGGAUGUGGCGAGCCUCACGCAUCUCCUGAGCCAGGCAGCCUUUAACGGGAAGGACCUGGGAGCGAUACAGCACUUGUUAGAAUACGAGACAGAACGUCAGCGACACAAUCUGCCCAUGAUGGCUGCCAUCGACCUCAUGAAGCGGCUUUAUUCCACCAACGCUGCUCCUGUGGUUCUCCUACGCACCUUGGGUCUGCAGGCCACCAACAUGUUGCCGGCACUAAAAGAGCAGAUCAUGGCAUUUGCAAGCAAAUGAUGCAUCUGUGGGGAAAUGGUCGUUGGUGGACCUCCUGGGACUUCGAGCUUUAAAAGCUGUAAAAAUUGUCAGUGUAAAGUAAAUAAAAAAUAAUUCUGAUUUA
Cololabis saira (Pacific saury) is the source of this 1727-nucleotide messenger RNA. RefSeq names its product coenzyme Q6 monooxygenase (gene coq6). NCBI's taxonomy places the organism in Eukaryota, Metazoa, Chordata, Actinopteri, Beloniformes, Belonidae. The transcript has 12 exons. The coding region runs from base 176 to 1624 and encodes 482 amino acids. Gene Ontology annotation, cellular component: mitochondrion. The record is from RefSeq and is a predicted model, not a curated record. Gene Ontology annotation, molecular function: FAD binding; oxidoreductase activity, acting on paired donors, with incorporation or reduction of molecular oxygen, NAD(P)H as one donor, and incorporation of one atom of oxygen; 2-octaprenyl-6-methoxyphenol hydroxylase activity. Gene Ontology annotation, biological process: ubiquinone biosynthetic process.